Molecule: messenger RNA, 819 nt
Organism: Plasmodium vinckei vinckei
Lineage: Eukaryota; Apicomplexa; Aconoidasida; Haemosporida; Plasmodiidae
Product: prohibitin, putative
Exons: 1
Coding region: 1-819 (272 amino acids)
Biological process (GO): mitochondrion organization
Cellular component (GO): mitochondrion; membrane
Source: RefSeq, a predicted model, not a curated record
AUGGAAAGAAUUUUAUCGUCAAUAGGGCGACUAAGUGUAUUUGCAGGUGGGUUGAGUUUAAUUCCAUACACAUUUGUAUAUGAUGUUGAUGGAGGGGAAAGAUGUGUAAUGUUCAAUAGAUUUGGGGGUGUAAGUGAAAAAACAUAUGGAGAGGGAAGUCACUUUUAUUUUCCUUGGUUUCAAACUCCAUAUAUAUAUGAUAUAAAAAUGAAACCUAAAGUAAUAAAUACAACAACAGGUACUAAAGAUUUACAAAUAGUUACACUAAGUUUAAGGCUAUUAUUUAGACCUCAUACAAAACAUUUACCAUAUUUACAUAGUACUUUAGGACCAGAUUAUGAUGAGCGUGUAUUACCAUCGAUUGGUAAUGAAGUAUUAAAAGCCGUUGUGGCUAGAUAUAAUGCUGAAUCUUUAUUAACACAAAGAGAUACAAUUUCUAAAGAGAUAAGAGAAAGUAUUACAGCAAGAGCCAAACAGUUUAAUAUUGUUUUAGAUGAUGUAGCUAUUACUCAUUUAAGUUAUGGUAAAGAAUUUGCUAAAGCUAUUGAAGAUAAACAAGUAGCACAACAAGAAAGUGAAAGAGUUAAAUUUAUUGUUGCAAAAACUGAGCAAGAAAAAAUUGCUGCUGUUAUUAAAGCAGAAGGAGAAGCAGAAGCUGCAAAAUUAAUUUCUACAGCUGUAAAACAAUAUGGUAAUAGUUUGUUAGAAAUAAGAAAAUUAGAAGCAGCUAAAGAAAUAGCAGAAAAUUUAAGUAAGUCUAAAAAUGUUACUUAUUUUCCAUCAUCAUCAAAUAUAUUAUUAAAUCCUAAAAGCCUUUAA